This is a messenger RNA of Hydractinia symbiolongicarpus, 1034 nucleotides long. RefSeq lists its product as uncharacterized. Lineage: Eukaryota; Metazoa; Cnidaria; Hydrozoa; Anthoathecata; Hydractiniidae. The record is from RefSeq and is a predicted model, not a curated record. The transcript is spliced from 5 exons. The coding region runs from base 386 to 1012 and encodes 208 amino acids.
CAUUACAAACGGUAAUAUGCCUCGCAAGAUUUAAUAUUUGAGACUCUGAUCAUGCGUCUCUUAGGGUAAGGUGGUGGUAUAAACUUUAACUGGUAAGUUUUACAACACUUUACAGAUAUGUGUGGCUAAAUACAUUUUUUUAGGGACAGAUUAGUGGUUGAAGCCCCAUUGUUGUCAUAGCAAAAAAUUCACGAACUGGUAAAAACCGUGUUGUACAUAGCUUGCACGCAAAAACCCAGCUAAGAUCUUCAUUCUCCAUUAAAAAAGGAAGAAGGAAGAAAACCUGAAAGUUACACAAUAAAAUUUCUGUAGUUGUUUUGAACACUAGAAUGUCUUCGCAAGUUGUAACGGUGUUUUAUACAACAUAGAUACGUUUUUGGACAACAUGGAUCAUAAUGACUUAUCCUGGCCUGGUAAGAAACAAAGACUCAUUGAAAAUCCGUCACUGGACAACACGACGAAAAAGUUUCAAUAUGAUGAUAACAUGAGUUUGGAUACACUUUCCUCUGCAGCCGGUGUGCUUAGGUCUCUUCAUGAUAAAUUGAAUGAACGUCGUACGAUGAAUCGGAGUGAUGAAAUCAGAAGCGAAAUUAAAUCUUUAGAGGAGGAAAUAGUGAAAUUGAGUGAAGAAAUUAAAACAACUCAGAAUGAAAUAAAACAAACUCAAAUGAGAAAGCAGCAAAAUAUUGAGGCGAAAAAAGAAGAAGAAGCAAACGAUAAAGCGUGUUUGUUGUCCGUGCUGGAAAAGGAAUGUCAAAGAGAGUUAAAAAAGAAAAGUGAAAUGCUGCAGAAAAAUUUGGAGAGAAAAAAAGGAAUGGAAUUGGCAAGAUUAGAAAAGAGAAUACGAGAUACUGUAAUUCAAGCCAAGCAGAGCAAUAGACAGGUAUGUUUGAGUUGUGGGGACGUGGCAUCAUCACUCUCCACUUGUGGGAAUUGUUAUGACGCGUUUUAUUGCAACGAAAUUUGUCAACAAAAUCAUUGGAGUGUACAUCAAUAUUUUUGUGUGGAAUAAAAGCAUUUUCAGCUAUUUAAAA